Rhea pennata is the source of this 4113-nucleotide messenger RNA. It is a transcript of the gene DTWD2, whose product is annotated as DTW domain containing 2. The record is from RefSeq and is a predicted model, not a curated record. The transcript is spliced from 6 exons. NCBI's taxonomy places the organism in Eukaryota, Metazoa, Chordata, Aves, Rheiformes, Rheidae. The coding region runs from base 3 to 845 and encodes 280 amino acids.
GCAUGGAGCGGGGCGCUGCGGCAGGCGGGAACGCGGCGGCGGCGGGGGGCGUAGGCGCUGCCCCACCGGCGGCGUUGGAGGAGGAGGAGGAGGAGCGUGAGGACUGCGCGGGCCUGUGGGAGCUGCCGGUGGAGCGCUGCGAGAGGCGGCCCGAGUGCGGGCGCUGCGGUCGUCCUCAGAAGGUGUGCUUGUGUCCAUUCCUGCCAGUACAUCCACUAAAAGUCUCCACCUGCUUAUAUAUAAUUCAGCAUCCAGCAGAGGAAAGUCGAGUGUUAAGGACGGUACCUCUACUAGUGGCUUGUCUCCCUCCAGACAAAUGUAAAGUUUUGAUUGGUCGACGUUUCAGUGAAGACAGGUAUCCCGAAUUAGCAACAGUGUGCCGAAAUCCAAAUACUCUAAUUUUGUACCCUGGAGCUGAAGCAACUAAUUUGGAAGAAAUUGCUUUGAUGUCUUCCAGUCCAUCUGUGAUGAUAAUCAUUGAUGGAACAUGGAGUCAAGCUAAAGAUAUAUUUUACAAGAAUUCUCUCUUCCGGCUUCCCAAGCAGGUGCAGUUAAAAACCAACAUUUCAAGUCAGUAUGUAAUUCGUACACAGCCAACAAACUCCUGUCUCUCUACACUUGAGUGCGCAGCUGUUGCUCUUACCAUCAUGGAAAAAAAUAAGAGUAUACAGGAGACGAUACUUCGUCCACUUCAAGCUUUAUGUUCUUUCCAGCUUCAGCAUGGUGCCCAGAUCCAUCACAGCAAGGAACAUCUUCUCAAAAAUGGUCUGUAUGACAAGCCCAUGCCAAAGAAUAAACGCAAACUCAGAAGAAUGGAACUUUUGGUAAAUAAUGUUAAAAUCUAGGAAAACUGUGCUGAUAAUAUCGUGAGAUUUAUUUGAAGCUAGGAAACAAAUGAGUCUGGAUUUAAUCCAAACAGCAGAUUUUACUGGAUGAGCCUUUUCAUUUUGCAAAAGGCCAGGUGCUUUGUUCAAAUGUUAAAAGAUCGUUGCUCUUAUUUUUCUAUAGAAGAAAAAUUUCUGUGAAAAAUUUAGAAUUAUGUUAUCUCUUGGGUGAAAAGUGUGAUCCUCAGUAUGACUGGAUAAAUAUAUUUUGGAAAAGCUUUUAUCAGUACUGAAAGACAUGGAAUUUGAACAUAACGCAAUGGUAAGGCUUCAGCAUUUAGAAGUACAUUGAAUUUCUAUUGGAAAAUUUUAAUAUCUAAUUACAGUAGAUUUUGAAACUGUAAUUCCUUAUAUUAUUUAGUUCACCUGAACAUAAGGCAGUAUUUGUAUAAUUUUUCAAAACUUUUGAGACUUUCUUAAAUAAUCAGAAUUUCUUUUCGUAAAUUUAUAUGCAUCUUACAAUGCUGUCAGAUUGAGUUUGUGUCUCUGACUUUGUUAGGGUGAGUUCAUAUACAUAUUAUUGCCAGAACCUGAACCCUUCCGAUUUAGAUUAACGGGAGGGGAAAUGGAAUGCAGAGAUAUGAUUGUUGUAAUUAUAGCUGAAGUUCUUCACUUUCUACUUGAGCAAAAACUGUUUUUAUCUGCAUAGGAAAGGCAAAAUACCGAUGAUAUAUAUAUAUAUAUAUAUAUAUAUAUAUAUAUAUAUAUCCUAUACCUAUCUUAAAAACAGUUAUGAUAUUAAAAGGAUUAAACAAGCCCAAUGUGAACAGCCCAUUCAGAAGUAUCACUCGGUGGAAAACAGUUAUUUGUAGAUACAAGUUGCUAACAUGUUUGUAGGUACAUUAGAUUUACAUGUGUUCUUUACCUAGUUUUUCCUCUUCUGUCCGAAAUAUGACUAUACUACUACUUAAUGGGAAGCACUAGCAAGCAAAAGGAUUGGGUAUUUUUGUGAGCUCUGUGAAGUAACGUUUUAUGAUCUAAAGGAAAGGAAAGUUGAAAUAAAGGCUUUGACAUUCUUUUCUCUAUGUUCAUAAAUGCCUCCUUCAUGAAACAGAUUAAAUGCUUAAUAUUUGCCUUUACUAUCAGUUCCACUCUAGGUAACAACAUAGAGCUAAUCAGGUUCUAAUUCAUCUUAGACCACAGAGAUUUUGAUUUAUGACCAGCAAAGAAAGAAACUAUAGAAGUAGGGGUGUAAACAAAGCUCACUAAUAUAUUAACGUGAAUGUAUUUCUGCAGUUAACAGGAGAGGUCAGAAUUAGUUCAGAGAUCAGCUAAUAAGUUUUAGUUAACCCUAAGCUGACAGUGACCUUUCGUUUAGGCAUAGAUUAACAAUUUGAUUUGUCUGACUAUGUUAACAAAGUUUAUAUAACCUUUUCUCCUCUUCUGGUCUAGAUAAAUCCUGUAUCUUUCACUAAUAUCAGUAAACCUGAAUUAGUUUUGACAAAUCCGAGGCAAACAGUCUAAUGUGAUUAAUUGUAGUAUAGAUGCCCUCUUCACUGGAACAGAGAAAGGGCACAGUUAUUUCUGUAGUGGAGCACAGUGCAGGAAUCGACAAGCUGAAGUUACAGUCUCCUCCUGCAGCUUGUGUGUGCACGGUGUUGUGUGUGGUGCUGCCUCCUGCUCCGGGGCUGACAUGGCAGAUGCUGGGCUGCAGGUCUGUUUCCUCUCUGCUCCAAGACAUGGUAUAGACAUGUCCAAGCAUUCCUGGCAAAGGAAACUAGGGUAUAGGGCUUUAUUGUUAAUGCUACGUUUACCUUUUUGGAAGAACUUCACACUUAAUGUUGUAUCUGUUAAUUUGAUUUGCCUUGUUUUAGGCCCAUCUAGAACAGUGGGGCAUCCUUAGAUCUGUACUGUGAAGGUUAUUUCCUGAACAGAAGGUGAAAUAAUGUCUUUUUAUAAAACGUGAACUUGUAUUAUGAAGAACAAAAAGAAAUUUAUUUUACUGCCUGGGCAUCAGACAUCUGCAAAAUGCCUUAGAAUUACAGGAUCAAAAAAAUAGUUGCCUUAAUUGAGUUAUAAUCCUGCAUUAAGUACUUUAGUGUGCACAAUCUGUGAGUUCAGAGGCUUCAUGUCAUUCAGCAAAGGACGAAUUUCACAGUACUCAUAAAAGCAGACUUUACUAAUGUGAAUAGUCUUGACUGAGGCUGUUCAUUAUUUUUUCCUGUGGCUAACAGGAUUUGUUGUAUUGAAGUGCUGGACACAUGGAAGCCUUUAAUUGCUAAUCCGUUAUGUUGUACAGUACCAGAAGAUCAAUCGCUAUGCAAUAGUUGCUGAAGGAAUGAAAAAUAAUUCACUGUUAAUCUCUAGGCAUUGUAUUUUGGGGGAUUUUUGCUGUCCCGUCUAGCAAUAAUAGAAUGACCAUUUAGGUGCAGCACAGUAGUCAUAUGAAAUUCAAUCUCAGUUAAGGGAUUUUUUGAUGCUAUUAAAAACAUUUUUUAAAAAACCUUUUGAUGCAAUUGUGUGGCUUUAAAAACCUAUAUGCGGUAUAAAAACAUAUUUAUAAGUUUAGAAAGUGUUUUCAGGUUAGAGGAUUCAGAAUUUACCUCUAAAUUAUUUCAAAGAAGUGGGUACUCCAAAUUCCAAACUCUGAGUGAGAAGUUGUGUUUGAAGAAGUAGCACUCUUUGCAAGCAUUUUUAUGAGAAUGAAUUUAAUUAGCAGUUUUAUUUUGUGCUUUCAUGGUCUAUCUGUUUCACUUUUCACUUAAAGAUUAAUGAGUCAAAAGCAGCAGUCUGACAAGAUACUGAUUGAAAAGAAUAAUAUAUUUGCUUAAAAUAUUUAGUCCUUUGUUCCUGUCCACUUUGUACCUCCAAAUAUUGAAAUCUGCCUUUCCAGUACUACUGUGUCAUGCUUUGAGGAAUCAGUGACAUGGAUGUGUUUCUGAGCACAUGUAACAAUUUUGCAAAGGUGGGAAUUCUAAAAUCUGCAUAUUUUCAUGAUCUGUAAGAGGAAGCUUAAGAAAAUGAUAAAGGAAGAAAUCUUUCAGAUUAAGAACACAAAAAAAGCUUUUACUUAGAAAGCUUCAAAUUAAAUGUUAACGCUGGCCCAGGACAAGCAAUUUUUCUAUCUUCAGAAUUCUACUCUCAUUACUUCAUAACCCAAUUGAAAUUCCAGCCAGAAGAUGGUGUUGAAAUACUACCAAGCAAUUUCCUUUUGUUAAUUUUCUGUUAAGUUUAAAUAAAUAAAUAAAUGUUUAACUGACUUUAGAAAGGACAGAAAUUAUUUUUAGAC